UCUGUUCUUCAUCCCUUCUCUUCUCAUCCCUUCUCACCCAACCGAGCCAUGGCAGACAAAGAGGACGCACCAGUACUAGUACCAGCACCAGCACCAGCAACGGUACCAGCAACGGGCGCGCUCAGGAACAGGAGGACAACUGUCGAGGACGCAGACGACGACUCGGAUGUCUCGCCCGUCGCCACCACCACCGCUACUUCAAUCUCCUCUUCUGUAUCUACUUCUGCGAAGAAGGGCGCCCCGCCCGCAUCAAAGGAUACAGAGGACGACAAGAAUAAGAAGGCUGCUGCUGCUCAGGCCCGUCCUCGUCAGCGUCCACAGGCCCAGCAAUCUAACCAACUCCGGAACUUUAUCUUAUCGCUCCUGAUCGCCUCUCUCGGUGUGCUUCUCAAGUCGGUGUAUGACAAGUUCAUCUUCCCAAGCCGUGAGAUCGCCAUUGAGCAGACUAUUGGGCUUCAAGGCAAUUGCUACCAGAUUGCCAACAUCCCCGGACCUGCGGAUAUCGAGAUCAGCGAUCAGGAGCAGCUGGCGUUCGUCUCUUCGGACGAUCGAUCUUGGGUGAAGGAAAGCAGCUUCUUCCACCGACCCAGCAAAAAGACUGCUCAGAACGGAGGCAUUUACAUGUUGCCAUUGAACCAAAAGAACGGAACGCCAAAAGAGGUCCAGCUUCGAGCAUACACAUCCGAUGAUUUUCAUCCUGCGGGCAUGUCGAUCUACCGCUUCCAAAACCCCGACACCAAAACCUGGACCAGCCGUGUGUUUGUGAUCAACCAUUCUCAUAAGGGCGACAUUGUCGAGAUCUUUGAUUAUGCUCCAAAGGACAAUGCCCUGACGCACGUCAAGAGCGUUCAGAGCAGCCUGUUCGUGACUCCCAAGGAUAUUGUUGCAAUCGAUAAGGAACGUUUCUAUCUGACCAACCAUCAUGGUAUGGACACCAAGUAUGGCCGAGUUGCCGAAGACGUCGCAGGUCUUUCGCUGGGAACCGUGGUGUACUACAAUGGCGAGGAUUCUCGCAAGGUCCUUGAGGCUCUAUCGAACCCCUAUGGUAUUGCCAUUUCUCCUGAUGCAACGCAGUUGUACGUGUCCUCGUUCCUGGACAAGGUUGUACAUGUCUACAACGUGACGGAGGAUAUCAAGCAAGGCGAAUUGGUCCACGAUAUCGAUAUCUGGGUUGGUAACCACGUCGACAAUCUAUCUGUCGACAAACAUACGGGCGAUAUCUAUGUUGCCAGCCACCCCUCGUACUCGACCUACCUCCGACAUAAGCUGGGCUACGAACCCCAGGCACCCUCUCAUGUUGUCAAGCUGGAGAAGCUGUCGCCAGAGAACUACAUCAGUCAGGAGAGCACGCAGCCGGAUCUUUACUUCUUCUCAAAGCCCGAGAUCCCUCCACUGAAGUGGGAGGUCAAGGAUCUGUUCUACAGCAACGGAGAGGAUAUUUCCGCUUCAACGGUUGCCGCGUUCUGGAGCAAUGAUCUGAUCCUGGGUUCAUCCACAAGCCAUCAUCUCUUGCGGUGCACGCUUCGUCUGGAGCAGUAAGACUUCACGGUCUAUGCGCCAUGAGACAUUCCCAAAUCUUCCGUAUAUUACAAUUAUUACAACAUGGAAAAACAUAUAUGAAUAUGUCGAAAUAACGAGCAUUGACUACGAGCCUUACAAGGAGUGGGUUUCGGAUUAAAAAAGAAUGCAUGCGUACCACUCUAUUCGUUGCUGUGGUGGUGUGACAAAAAAA
Gamsiella multidivaricata is the source of this 1732-nucleotide messenger RNA. RefSeq lists its product as uncharacterized. NCBI's taxonomy places the organism in Eukaryota, Fungi, Mortierellomycota, Mortierellomycetes, Mortierellales, Mortierellaceae. The transcript is spliced from 5 exons. Bases 49 to 1539 code for a protein of 496 amino acids. Gene Ontology annotation, molecular function: arylesterase activity. The record is from RefSeq and is a predicted model, not a curated record.